UUAUUUUAAAAUAAUUGGAGGGUAGAACUGCCAACUGGGUUUGUGCCUGCCCUGUAUUUGCUCCUUUGGUCCAGUCUGUCCUUCCUACAUGUGCAGCUCUGUGUCUGCUUGUGCUCAGUUCUACACCCAUUAUGUUACCACCGUGUGGCCAGACCUAGGCCCACCAUGCCCCCACUAUGUAGCCAGUCUUAUGCCCACAUUGUCCCCACUGUGCCCCAUCCCGUAAUUGCUACUCGGCUGGCCCUGUAGCCACUGUGACCUAGCCCUGUGCCUGGCACUCUGGUCCCCUUACGGCCAAGGUGAAGCUGACACAAUGGGAUAAGAACUAGAACAUUCUGAUUUGAGGAUUCUGAACAGGGGUCCCACCCCCACCCCUACCACGCUGUCCCUACCCCUAUGGGAUAUUGGUGCUGGGCUUCAGGGACAUGUGGCUCUGGGGAGGGGGUUCUAUGAGGCACAGGCAGAGGAGAACCAUCUGGAGCAACAGAGAUUGCCAAGGAGCUACUGUCCCUGGAGCGGGAGCUGGGGAAUACAGGGGAGGAGAGCUUGGGCCUGAGCCCGAGCCCCUCAUUUUCUUCUUCUGUCUCCCAACUAAAUGAUAAAUAGACCCCACCACCACCCUUCAACAGAGCUGCGGGCUUCCUCAGAGUCUCCUCUGCCUACCUUUCUCCCUGGGUGUGCACUGGUCCCCCAAGGCACUGUUCCCACUCUAGGGCUGCCCUUGGCAGAGUAGUCACACUGCCAGUAAGGGGAGAACAAGCUGACCUGCGGCCAACUAACUUCACUGGGCUCCCUGGGACUCUCUGCUUUCCAAGGUCUCCUGAGAAGGCCUCCUUUCCUCAGGGGGUGGGGCCCCUGGUUUCCCACACUCUGUCACCACCCCCAGGUCACUGGGGGCUAUGAUGUGUGGGGUUGCCAUGGCAGUGAAGUGGGGGCAGGGCACCUAGGGCAUGGAGCAGGACUAUGGAAGCCACCAAGAAGGUGGGGGGCCCUGAUCCAUCGGGCCCCCAGGGCCACCCCUUGGUCAGCAGCCAGCAUCUGGGGGGUAGUCUCAGAAGGUCCCAGGGACCAUGGGUAAGCCUAGGAUCUCUAUACUUCAAGCAGGGUUUGUCACUGUCUAACGAGACUGUCACUGAAGGGGCCUGUGGCCCCAUCUCCCAGGCCCACUUCCCUGAGCCCAUUCACCAGCUACUCCAGGACUCUGUGCAGGUCGGCUCCCAACGUGACAGUGAGCAGGCUUCCCAGGAUGCCUCGAGACUCUCUUCCACCAACCCGUUUCCGAGUCCCAUCAUGGGAGCCCAACAGCAUCUCAACAUGGAGGAAGGGACCCUGUUACCUGUGUGCAGGCACAGUGGCAGCACCAGUGACGUGGCCCAGCAUGAACCCUGCGGCCCCCGACUUCAGGUGCAGAUUGGGAGGGAGGUCAAGGCUCCUGCCAAAGUCCUGGUGGGCUGGGGCAAAGGGCCCUGCAACCCUGACCAGAUGGCCCCCAUGGUCACCAGGAAGAAUCGGUGGCUGCCCUAUUUCCUCUCAGCAGAGGAUGGUCUAGUCGAAAGCCAACGUCCUCUUCUGGCUCCAGCUCAGGCUCUAGCUCAAGAUCAGGGCCAGGGCAAGCAGCCAGGUCCAGCUCAGGCUCCUACCCUGUCUAAAACUUCUUUUCUGUCACUGGCUCCUCCGGUGACUCCAGCGGCUCCAGCUCAGGUGACCACUCCAGCUCUGGAUGUGACCCCGACGCCCGCUACAGCUGAACCUCGCACCCUUGAACCCCUGAAUGAAACCAGUGCGGUCACCAAGGGCCUGUCUCAAGACCUCCUCCUCAGGAGGUGUGGCAACCAAUGGUCAGUCCUCGUGGAGUCUUCCAAAGUGGUCACAUCUUGCCAGGACAAAGUGAAUUUUCACUCUAAAGAGGAGACUUCCACCGUGACACCUACUCAAGAAACAUUUGUGGAGCAUGUCCAGGAGUGUGAGUGUGAGGUUGUCAGAAGGCAGGUGACACCCGAACCACCUGAGAAGUUGGUGGAGAAGCCCCCGGUCUACACCUCUAGGCCUGGCAGCCCAACACCAACUGCAAAGGCCCCAGAAACCCCCAAGACCCAGAAGAGUAGCCAGGAGAUCUGCAGCUCUCAGCCAGAGAAGCAGCCACCUAAUAUCUGCAGCAAGACCUGCACCAGUGUGCCGCUGUCUGCCUACCAGGUCACCUGCCACAAGCAGCCUCCACCCCAGUUUCCCAGAGAAGCCAUUCAGAUCCCUGCCUCCAGUGCCCCCACCUGCCAGCUCCGAGAAGCUGUGGAAGACCGUGUGCUGGUGUUUGAUAUGGCCACAGGCAACACCAGGAUAGGGCUGCUAUGCCAUGACCCUAUGGGCUCCCGGGCAGUGCUGGUGGGCCUCAUGCCCAGCCCUCCAUCCAUCUAUGCUUCUGACACUUUGCUGUCUACCCGGCCACUGGCCAGGCCCAUUCUCUCCCCUGACAGCAAUCACUCCAACUUCUGGUCCACCACGCCCAUGCUAUCCAGCCCUGUGCCCUCCAGCCUCUCAUCUGGUAGUUACCGAGAGGUAGCCCUGGUUCCCAAGGAAGCCAGGCUCAACCUGGAGUCACGGAACUCCACUGGUUCUGAGUCACCCAUCAGAGUUGGGAUGCUCGCUGGGCCUGUUCCCCUUGGGAUGCCGCUCCAAUUUGGUGAGAGGAUACUGACACAUGUUCCCGACCCUGGCUGGGCCAAACCUGAUCCUGAAAAAAAUGAACCUAGUCGCACCAUCUGGAUGCUGGACUCCUCCAGGGUGCCAGAUGCCCCCAUGAUCCAGGCCAAGAAACUACAGUGGAUGAAUUCAGAGUCUGCUUCAACAACCAAUGCACAGCCGGCACCUGGCUCUCUGCUCCAGGAGGAUUUAUCCAGCCAGAAACAGAAAGAGGUCGUUACUGCUCACCCUGAUAGCUCUCACCCCAAAGAUGCUGGGCAGGUCUCUCUUUCUGGUCAGACUUUCCUCAGUGGGCAGACCCUGCUUGCUGGACAGACACCGCUAACUGGCAAGCCCUCGGGCACCAAGCAGGACGCCCCUCCCGGCCUGCUCCCUCUCACUGGGCAGAUCCCUCUUGCCACAGAGCUUUCCCUCACUGGGCAGGUGCCCCUCACUGCGAAGCCCCUCAUCGUCAAAGAGCCCCCCCUCUCAAGAGGGCCCCCCACCACUGGGGGUCCUGGCCAGCCCUCUGCCCAGGAAGGUGAGCCCUUGGACCUGCCUGCCCAUGUUGGGGUGCUUCGGGUGCCCCUGGCCCCCGAGGAGACCUGUAUCUAUGUGAGCAGAGACAAGGCUGGCAUCAGCAGCACCCAAAGCACCAGCAUGCAUCGGCUCUCAUCCUGGCAAUCUGGCAACUCCCGUGGGGCGCAGGAGGAGCAGCUUUCCUUAAUCACGUUUACCACACCUGGCAAGGUCUUGCCCAUGGCCAUAGUGGAUGCUGAGCCCCAGAACGCCCGGUUCAAGCUGACACCAGAGGACAUUACACACUCAUCCAUGGUCACACACCUCGGCCUGCUCCAUGGCGCCUGCUAUGAGCUGGUGUCCACCAUGGACGCAGUACCAGUGCAGUCACCAGUGCUCUGCCGCCACUCACUGGGCCCCUACCAAAACAUGGCGGCUGUGGUGAUUGACACAGGCACAGGAUUCACUAAAUGUGGACUGGCUGGGGAGGAUCACGUUCUCAACGUGGUCCCUUCCCGAGUCCAGCUGCUGCAGCACCCGGUCCAGGGCCAGCCCCGGUACGCAGUACCCGAAAACCAAGAGGGCUCCUACCCGAUGCUGAACAGAGGGGUGGUCUCUGACUGGGAUGCGCUGGAGGUGCUGUGGCAGCACCUGUUCUACUGCAGGCUGGGCGUGCAGCCCGAGGAGCUGGCCGUGCUCGUGGCCGACUCGCCCAUCUCACCACGGACCAAUCGAGAGAAGGUGGCCGAGAUCCUGUUUGAGCGCUUCCGAGUGCCAGCCAUGCAGACUGUGCACCAGGCCCUACUGGCGCUCUAUGCUUACGGGCGCACCACCGGGCUGGUGCUGGGCAGUGGCCAUGGCACUUCGUAUGUGGCGCCCAUCCUCACUGGGGACCUGGCCCCACUGGAUACCUACCGGCUAGAUGUGGCCGGCGGGGACCUCACUGACUAUCUGGCUCAGCUGCUGCUGGCCACUGGCCACUCACCACCUAAGGCAGGGCUGGUCAACCAGAUUAAAGAGGCCUGCUGCUACGUGGCCAUGGAUAUGACGGCCGAGAUGGCCCGUACCCAGGCCCAGGCCCGAGUGGACUUUGUGCUCCCGGAUAAGCAGGUUAUCACGCUGGGCUCCGAGCGAUUCUGCUGCCCUGAGGCCCUCUUCCAGCCUAAUCUGCUGGGCCUCAACCAGCCCGGCCUCCCGCAGUUGGCCCUGCUAAGCAUCAGCCGGCUGGAGGCCAAGCAGCAAGAGCAGCUGCUGGCCAAUGUGGUGCUGGAUGGAGGCAGCACCCUGCUGACGGGCUUCCCUGAGCGCCUGAAACAGGAGCUGGGCCCCAGUGCCACUGUGCUGAGUUCUCCCCACCGUGCAGUGGCCGCCUGGCUUGGGGGCUCCAUCAUGGCGUGUCGGGAGUCCUUCCAGAGCCUGUGGCUCAGCCGUCGUGAGUACGAGGAAGAAGGCCCAUGGGCUAUCUACAAGUACCAGCUGUAAGCACAUAAAAGUUCUGGUUCUGCUUGCA
Messenger RNA from Oryctolagus cuniculus (rabbit), 4705 nucleotides. RefSeq lists its product as uncharacterized. The record is from RefSeq and is a predicted model, not a curated record. Lineage: Eukaryota; Metazoa; Chordata; Mammalia; Lagomorpha; Leporidae.